ACCCCUCGCUUCAUUCCUCCAACACAUCAACCAAACAAACACUCUCUCAUUAGGGAUUCCCUCCUAAAAAACACCAAACCCUCUCAAACCUUAAUUUACCCAAAAUGAUAAAACACUCUCUUUUAGUCUUACCCAUCUCAUUAACACUUGUAAUUUCUCUCUUGCAUUCAACCACUUUAGCAGCGAUAGCUCCGGCCACCGCACCGGCACAAGCUCCCCCCACUACUCCAGCGGCCUCCGCCCCAACACCACCCCAGCCCUCCGGCGGCACCACCGACAUAGUGCAAGUCCUUCAACAAGCGAACUCGUUCAACAUCUUCCUCCGCCUCAUGAAAACCACCCAACUAAUAAACCAACUGAACUCCCAGCUCCUAACCAUAAAGUCCGGCGGGCUCACCAUCCUUGCCCCCGACGACGGCGCCUUCUCGGAGCUGAAGCCGGGGUUCCUCAACUCCCUCUCCGACGGCAAGAAGCUCGAGCUCGUGCAGUUCCACGUGCUCCCUGACUUCGUCUCCGCCUCCAACUUCGACACCCUCACCAACCCCGUUCGCACUCUCGCGGGUAACAAGCCCGGUAAGGUCGAACUCAACGUUAUUAGUUACGGGGGUAGUGUGAACAUUUCAACCGGUGCGGUUAAUGCCACAAUGAAUGGGGUUAUAUACACGGAUAAGCAUCUUGCGGUUUAUAGGGUGGGUAAGGUGCUUCUUCCUUCUGAGUUUGUUGCUACUACCAAGAAGCCACUCGCUCCCGCACCCGCUCUAAAGCCGGCGCCGGUGACCUCCGCGAAUGAUGUGGCGGAGGCGCCUAAACCUGAAAAGGAGAAGCCGUCGCCUAAACCGGAACAAUCCUCGGAGUCCUCGACGCAGGUUGUUCCUACUGUGACCUCUGGUGGUGUAAGAAUUGGUGUAAGUGGAAUGUGGGUGUCUCUUGUUCUUGGUCUUGCCUUUGUGGGAGUGUUCGCAGCAUAAACUUGGAUAUAUAUAGGACGAUCGUGUGGCUGGAUAUACCAAUGAAGAAUAUUUGAACUAACUAUUAUGCUAUAUAUAUUGAUAUGAUAGUCCAGUCUUGUCUUAUAUAUAUAUAUAUACAUAUGAGUGGAUUAUUAGAGCAUUAAUUGAGAUGUUUGUAUCUCUAUCAUGAAUUUAUAUAUGAUUGAAAUAAACUUGUUAUAUAUUACUCUUUUA
Glycine soja is the source of this 1184-nucleotide messenger RNA. RefSeq names its product fasciclin-like arabinogalactan protein 11. The record is from RefSeq and is a predicted model, not a curated record. The transcript has a single exon. Bases 105 to 968 code for a protein of 287 amino acids. Lineage: Eukaryota; Viridiplantae; Streptophyta; Magnoliopsida; Fabales; Fabaceae.